Molecule: messenger RNA, 4054 nt
Organism: Mya arenaria
Lineage: Eukaryota; Metazoa; Mollusca; Bivalvia; Myida; Myidae
Product: scavenger receptor cysteine-rich type 1 protein M160-like
Exons: 7
Coding region: 579-1619 (346 amino acids)
Cellular component (GO): membrane
Source: RefSeq, a predicted model, not a curated record
UGGAAGAGAAAUACAAAUCUAGCAAUCGAUAUAUUUACCUGAGUUGUGUCAACUUUGUUUAUUCUACUGAGUUUGAAUUAAGAUAUGUGUGUCUAUAAAGAAUCCCAUCUCAAUGUAUGACAUGAGAUUAAUAGAAUGGAUAAUUUAUAUAAUAACUGUUUAACUCCAUUGUGGAUAGUGUUAAUACUGAGUUUAACAAAAUAUAGUAAAGGUAAGCAUAUACGCCUUUGUUUAAGCAUGAUUCACUGUGCAUAACAUGUCAACAGACAAUUGAAUAUUGAAACUUUUCGAGUAUAAACGGUUUGCUCAGCAUACAUACGGAGUACAGAAAUCUUCGACAUCGCCAAACAAUCACAGCCAGAUAAACAAACAAAGCCGACAUAUGCUCGUUUGAAGCAGGCACAUGUGGAUGGAGGAAUGUCCUGAAAGAAGAUGACAUUGAUUGGAGCGUUGGCGAUUGUAGUCAUUUUAUACACACGAAUUUGAACGGAAAUGGAAUUGAAUCUCAACAACAAAAUACGACAGAUAAUUGUGCGUAUAUUGAAUCAUUUGGACCGCACUCGGGCGGACACAGAGCAAUGUUGAGACAAGCAGUGAUGAUCAAGACACCUGUUGUUAUCUCAUUUCAAGCUUUUAUAAACACCGAUGCCGGAAAUUUUAGAGUGUUCCUGCAUACAUCAGAUAAGUAUCAUCUAUUCUGGAAAUCUAAUUAUAUGAAGAGAGACACGUGGGUAUAUCAGCAAAUUAAUGUUUUCGGAAUAGAAUCGCCAUUUUGGGUGACAUUUGAUGCCGAAAGAACGAUCUCCCAAGAUGUCGACCACAAUAAAAUUGCAGUUGAUGAUAUUGCUGUUAAUCAUAUCAACUUUAUUCAAAAUAUACAUUUUGUAGACGGUCCUACACCUAUGUCCGGGCGAGUCGAAGUUUUAAUAAAUAGUCGGUGGGGGACUGUUUGUGUGGACCCAGCCGAUAUUUUCUUUGCGGUGGUUGUUUGCAGAAUGUUAGGAUUUUCUACAAAUAAUGCACAGACACUAAAUUUGACUGUGUACCAGCGUGGCUUUGAGGCACAGCCGAUAUGGUUAAUUGGUGUUACAUGUAAUGGGUUUGAAAGCAGGCUUGAAGAGUGUGGACGUUCGGAUGUUCUAAACGCCUGCACUCAUUCUGAGGAUGUUGGAGUUUCCUGCAAUAAUGAGACAGUCACAACGGCUACAACAGCAACAACGGCUUCUUUACGAGAAGAUAUACUUGGGAGUCAUACGAAUAACAACACUUUCAUUAUUGUAUGUAGUUCGAUAGCUGCAGCAAUUUUCUCUAUCAGUCUCUGUUGCUGUGGAUUUUGUUGGUAUCGUUAUAAAACAUGUUCGAAGGUCACGACAGGACAGCAAAUCAGUGAAACACAAUAUAACGUGGAAACCAAUGCAAACACUAUCAUCACUACAAAUCCCCUGCAGAGUGAUGGAACACAUCCAAAAUCCGACGACCCACCUCCGCCUUAUUCGGAGAUAUGCUUCUUACCCUACAACGAUGGAUACACAAUGCAAGUGCACUACCAACUCUUGUCUGAGCCUCCAUCCUAUGAUUAUGUGAUGGCUUCGCCUCGUAAUUACAACGUGCAUACAUAGAUGAUGAAUUCAAGUGGCCUUCGGAAUGGUUUGAAAUAUCGGAGAUAUCAAUAUUUUCCAUUACCUUUAUACUGGUAUGUUUGUAUAUAAAACAGAACACUAGAAUUUGGAGUGAAGUUUUACUUUAUGAACUCGUUCUUUAGUAAAUCGAUAGUAUUUAGUGUUAACUAUGUUGUAAUAUCAUCGUUAUAUUUCUGUUCAAUACGUUUCAGAAAAAUAUUUAAUUUGUUAUUGAAAUUAUCCUAAUUACUUUAGAGACAUUUUGAUUAUUAUUCAAAUAAAAUGAUGAUUCUUCAUAAAGAACAAAGAUAGAAAAUGAUGAAUGACAUAUUUUUAAAACUUAAAUAAUAAGAAAUGUGAACGAUUCACAGUGUCGGGGGACAGUAGGUGCGCAUACUAUUAUGAUUGUGUAUUCAUACUGGAAGAGAGCUAUUUCGAAAGCACACACAACAACAAAGGUAUGAAAACGAUAGCCUAGGUUUGACUGAGAUUAUUCUUAGACAGAAAUGAGUGCAACACUGUAGACGUUUCGUGAUAAUGUCUUAAGUAUUCGUUUUCAAGAGAUGUUGGGGCGUAUUUCAGUAUCCCGAAUGACCAAAAAUUAAAUUACUACAAACAUUUUUACAAAAUUAUAAUAAGAGUCGAUUUCAUAGCAUUUGGGGAACGGUUUUUGAUCCUAAUAUAGAAAACAAAACAGCAAGAUAAGAGCAAACAUAAAUUUUUGUUAAUGAUGAGAAAAUCUUUAUUAAGUUGUAAUUUGUUGUUAAAAAGUUAUUUUCAAAACAAUCCCAUCAUGAAUACACAAAGAGCAAGCCAUAGAUUGCGCAUUUUGAAAAUAAAGUGAUUUCGUGCCAACUGAUAUUAACUACACAAAUGACACAUGUACAAAUCAUAACAAGUCAUGGUCUUACCCAGUCUUUGCAAAGUUUGACCAGUAUUUAAUCAUUUUAAUAGACAGGUCUGAUUCCCACUGUUUGACCUCAGGCUUAUAUUUCAGACCCAAACCGAAGGUCAACUUAUCACCAUGGUCAGCUCUCGGCAGCCAUAUGGGAGUUGUUGGCAAUACAAUUAAACCUCUCUGCUAUUGCAUUAACCAUGUAUGAUGUAUCGCGAGUACAGUUAAUGAAACUCACAGACCCAUCACCGCUAUCAGAUAUUGACUUUAGAAUAUAUUUCUAUUAUCACUCGGGUACAUGAAUUGAAGAGCAACAUCGUUAUUCGCUCCGAGUUUCCUCAAAAAUAUCCUAUGUUGUCAAUUGGUAUUGUAUUUUAGUGCAAUAUUUAUGUGUAAAACUGGAAAUUAUAACGACAUUAAAUGUAAGUGCGGGGCGACUUAUAACAGCUUCAACACGGCACUCACAAAACUGCUAUUACAUCAAUAUUUAUGUGAAAAACUACAGAAACAAGUUCAGUAGCAGAAAAUUUAAACAUAUGAUUAUUUAAAAACUUAACACUACCGUUCUCAGUUUCUAUAAAACUGGAAAUUAGUCGCUGAUCCCAGAAUCCAAAAUUAGCCGGGCAGUUCUUACCGAUGGUGCGCAAGAAACCCAGCGGCCCGACUCUAGUAUUCAACGUUACUAAGAUGUCUUUACCAUAAUUGACGUGCUCCUCUCCGUAAAUCGUGUCUGCAUAGCCUAAAAUAAAAGCACCUCUCUAUAUAAAGGUUAUUCCAGUGUGUGCCCUGUCGGGAGCGGGGUCUUGUCUAGAGCCCAAAUGUUAUGGUACAGACAAUAUUGGUCCUCUACUCCUACUUCUUCUUCACCCGGAAGAUGAAUUUGUUGACAAAUGUUCUUGCAAGCAAUAUCUCAAACGUGAAUUAUAGCCUGCAAAAUAUUUCCAUCUUUCAUAUUUCAUGUGACUUUGGCUAUGUCUGGAUUAAUAUUACUGUUGGUUGCAAUAGAUCGGUAUCUCGGGAUCUGUCAUCCUGUUAGGGAUCUUGUCGUUGACAUAUAUGUUACCAAAGGGAUAUCCGCAAUUUCAGUGAUUUUGGUCUUGUUCAACUUGCCAUUGUUUGAAUUUUAUGGAGCUGCUCCAAACGACACCGUGUACAAAGAAAGGUACAGUGAUUAAAACAUUUCAAUGUCAUUACAAGGUGAAGUACCAAACUUCAGCCGUGUGAACGUUUUUUGUGUGUUUUGGCCAUGUUAACAUUCCUGUCGGAAGUGAUUGCAAUACAAAAACGUAGCUGUAAUGGCAUAUAUAAGUUGCAAAAGCGUAAGUUCACACACCUCGACAUACGCAAUAAGAAAAAACACUUACUAUAGGUAGAAAUGCAUUCUCUUAAUUGAAAAAAAACGCUUUCCAUUUUCCUUCUCUUUCCUAAUUGAAUGUUUUAAGUCAACCUUUAGUAAUUUUAGAAUGCCAUUAUGUUUUGCUUGCAAUAAUAUGUUUUAUUCCUCGAUAACAGUGAAAUUAAAUAAAUUAUUUUAUUAAUA